Racocetra fulgida is the source of this 162-nucleotide messenger RNA. Lineage: Eukaryota; Fungi; Glomeromycota; Glomeromycetes; Diversisporales; Gigasporaceae. The record is from the annotation of a GenBank genome assembly.
CUUAUUCACAGAUGAAGAAUUAGUCACUGAUGAAGACUUAGUCACUGAUGAAGGUCUAAUUGCCGAAGGAAGUUUGGUCACUAACAGAGGCUUAGUUACAGAUAAAGCAUUAGCUACUAAUGAAGGGUUAGUUACAGAUAGAGUAUUAGCUACUAAUAAAGG